Messenger RNA from Phytophthora sojae, 249 nucleotides. RefSeq lists its product as hypothetical. The coding region runs from base 1 to 249 and encodes 82 amino acids. The transcript has a single exon. The record is from RefSeq and is a predicted model, not a curated record. NCBI's taxonomy places the organism in Eukaryota, Oomycota, Peronosporomycetes, Peronosporales, Peronosporaceae.
AUGCUCAUGGUCGUCGGCUAUGGCUACUGGGCCUGGCGCGGAUACCGCGGAGCGAUGCGCGAUGCGCUGCUGCGGCGCCACGAGCGCGACGUGGAGCGAGGAGAACACAUGGAGCAGGACAACUACUGGCGUCGAACGGACCCUCGGAGCCCGCCGUCGGUAAUCGAAGCGGUGCCUGUGGCGCUGCACACUCCGUUCUUCAAGGCGACAGAGGUGACCCACUCAGCCGGCGUCAGGACGGACCUCUAA